Messenger RNA from Aedes albopictus (Asian tiger mosquito), 698 nucleotides. Its product is annotated as ejaculatory bulb-specific protein 3-like. The transcript is spliced from 2 exons. NCBI's taxonomy places the organism in Eukaryota, Metazoa, Arthropoda, Insecta, Diptera, Culicidae. Bases 16 to 546 code for a protein of 176 amino acids. The record is from RefSeq and is a predicted model, not a curated record.
AAACCUGAUAGUUAGAUGCGAAAUAGAGAAAACAAAAUUCGCGAUUGUGCAUCCCGCGGGAUCCAAACGAGUAGAAAAUCUGCCACUAUAUAUAGCCGGUUGGUGCUCCGGAUCAUCAUAGUUCAAAUCUGCCCAGCGGUAAGAACCAAGCUCCACCACCUCAAAAUGAAAUUCUUCAUCGUUGCUCUGGCCCUGCUCGCCCUGGUUGCCGCCCAAGACGACAAGUACACCACCAAGUACGACAGCGUCAACAUCGAUGAGAUUCUGAAGUCCGAGCGACUGUUCAAGAACUACUAUGCCUGUCUUAUGGACACCGGUGCCUGUACCCCAGAUGUCAACGAACUGAAGCGCGUCCUGCCCGAUGCCCUGGAGAAUAACUGUGCCAAGUGUAGCGAGAAGCAGCAGACCGACAGCACCAAGACCAUCAAGUACCUGACCGAGAACAAGCCGGAGGAAUGGAAGGCUCUGAAGGCCAAGUACGAUCCCGACAACAAGUACGUCGAGAAGUACGUCGCCGAUGCCGACAAGGAAGGAAUCAAGCUGUAAACGGUGGGAGAUUCUGAGAUAAAGACUGAACUGAACUGUUUUGGAAAAUGUGAAAAAUAGGUACCUUACGAUCAGACACCACGCUUGGAAAUUAUUGUAGUUCUGUUGAAUCCUCAGUGCAGAUGAACUAAUAAAUGGAUUUCAGUAACUAA